Messenger RNA from Caenorhabditis auriculariae, 1942 nucleotides. The record is from the annotation of a GenBank genome assembly. Lineage: Eukaryota; Metazoa; Nematoda; Chromadorea; Rhabditida; Rhabditidae.
AUGUUUGGAGGAGUUGAAGUUGAAAGAAGAGCGCUUGAAAUAGUUAUGAAAUAAUUAAAGCUGGCAGAAAGAAAAAUGAGGUAAUUUGGAAGAAUAAAUGGAGCAAAAAAGGAAUAACAGUAAAAAAAAUAGUGAUUUUAGAUAUGGAGAUAAAGAAAGUUUUCAGAGUGGUAGAAAAAAAGCUCAGAUAUUUUUCUUCAGAGCAAAAAAACGCCGAAAUUGCAUGAAAAAGGUGCGGAAGGCAAGGCAGAAGCCUCGAUUUUGGCUUGUGCUGCUUCUUCUGGCCUGCUGGAGGCCGAAGACACACAGCUGGUGCUCGGCUCCGUCGAGCUUCUCUGGACGCCCUCCGCGUCUCUCGUCGGCUUCUGCGUCUCUGUGACUGGCGCCCUCAAGGCGAAUCACUCUCGCCUCUCUGGCCUGCCUCGCUCUCUCAACUUUUUCUUCUCUCCACCGUCACUCAAAAGCAAAGCACUCGAUAGCUGAAGUUCUAGCGCCUCUGGCCGGCUUCUCGGCUCUUCACCUUAUCUGCAUGAACUGUUUUUGCAAACAAAACCUUCAGUUCCCGCCAAAAAGACCGUUUUAACCAUUUUUCAGACUUUAGACUUGUCCAAGUUUUUUUUGUUGAUUUUAAUCUUCAUCUUUGACGAUUUCAGGAAUUUUCUCUUUUUUAGGUCUUUUCGAAAUUUUCAGUGAGAGUUUUUAUUUUAUCUUUUUAAGCUUCAUCUCAAGCCAAUAACGUCAACACUAGCCUAGUGUGGUUAAAAAGAAAAGUUCAUGUCUGUUUGUUUUCGAUUUUUGAGCUUCUCCCUGUGGUUCCACCACCAUUUUUCUCUCUUGUAGACAAGUCCUUGUAAAGUUAGUCGAUAUUUAGUUAUUUGACUAAUUCGACGAGCGCCAAAACCUAGAAAAAACAAGAAAACUACAGUCUCAAUACUUGAAUUUCCUUUUUCGAGCCAUUUUCAGCCUGUCCCCCCUUCUUUUUGAAUCUCACUUCUAUAUCGUCAUUCAAACAUCACUUAAAGACGUCCAAAGUCAAACUUAACCUAAUCGCCGGAAUUCUUCAGUUUCCCGAUGAACCUAUUUUAUUUUUCCGCCUUUUCUAAGGCUCACCUGACUUAUCGCACCAUUCCUGGCUUAAUGACGUCAUUAGUCGAGAGAAUUCUGCGGAUGAGGCCACUUUUCGGAGCUUGUCCUGUUGUUUGAAAGCUCUCUGUAUCUUCAAAUCUGAGUCAUCUAGGUACUUAUCACUGAUUACUAUCGUCAUUCUUUGAUUUAUUCAAGUAAUGACAUUUACCCAGAAGUGAAAAGAAAAAUAAAAAUUUUGAACUGGUUUGAGUCGCCCUAACGAAUUUUCAUCGGUUGGGAUCAACAAUAAAGUUAUCAGAUUAUUUUCUUGACCUUUUUCUUUUGAUUUCCUAUUUUUCCCCAAAAAAAACUUUUUUUUUCCAGCUUUUUCAUUAGGAAAAGCGUCAAUUCAUCAAUUUUUCAUGCUAUUUUCCGUUAGUCGAGAACCGGUUAUAUAAUAUCCUCGGAGCGCAUUUCUCAUUCCUUUCAAAGCUAUUUUUCCUUUUUUUUUCUUAUGUCCCGCCCAUUUUUUCACCUCAUGGUGACCGAUGUCAUAACCCAAAUCUCGUGGCAUGUUCGCUGUCAUGCGAUUUUUUUGUUAAGUUUCAAAAAAAUUUUUCAAACUUUCUGUUGUGAAUUAUGUUUUCCAUAAAUCAUUUAAACUUCAUUUUAAUUUCAGGGUAGCAGCUAUUUAUUGGGUUGACUUCAUCAUCAUGGAAUUCACCGCUUUUUCGGCACCAGGUUUGUUAGGAGGAGGCUUCUUUUUUGAAUUGUUUCAUUUCUCCUCAAAAAAAAUGUUUUAUUCAAUUUCCUCCGAUAUUUUCUUAACUGUUCAUCUUUUUCAGGUGGGCGGACAUUUUGGGCUCUUGCUUUGUAA